Messenger RNA from Rotaria sordida, 2322 nucleotides. Lineage: Eukaryota; Metazoa; Rotifera; Eurotatoria; Philodinida; Philodinidae. The record is from the annotation of a GenBank genome assembly.
AUGACGGCUGGCUCAAUAUCAGCUCCCUCUAUUAUUCCAUUGCGUUCUGUUCAAUAUGGACAAACACAAAAAUUUACAAUUAAUACAAAUACGUUAAUUGAAAUCUCAAGUGAAACAAAAGAUGUGGAUAUUUAUUAUACAUUAGAUGGUUCAAAACCAGAUCCAUUUACAACAUUAGCUACACGACGUUCAACUAUACAAUAUAAAAAAGCAUUUUAUAUUCCAAAACAUAUUGCUACAUCAGGAAAAGUAACAAUUAAAGCAAUAGCUGUAUCAAAAGACGGUAUUCGUGAAAGUGUUAUUGUAACAAAAACAUUUGAUGUACAAAUUGUUGAAUCAGUUCAUUCACCAACAGAUGAACAUGAAAAUAGAUUUGUUUAUGAAUUACAACAAGAACGAAAGGAAUUAAUAAAAAAAAUUCAAGAUGAAAAUCAACAAAUGCAACAAAAAUUAUCAGAAUCAAUGCAUCGUUCAACAAAUGAACCAUUUGUACAAGAAAAACCACCUCGUUAUACACAUCCCGAUCCUCAAGCACAAGCAGGUCGUCUUCAAAAAGAAAUUGAUUUUCUUCGAUGUGCUCAUUGUUUUGCACCAAGAACGGGUGAUUUACAUGCACGAUUUUGUAGUGAAUGUGGUCUUCCAUGGCAAAAUCUUACACAAACUCAUCUUCGAUUAAAUCAAUCAGAUGCUCAUUCACUUGGUACAUGUGCUAAUUGUAAAUCAACAGUUCCAUUUAAUUCUGAUAUAUGUGUUGUUUGUGAAACACCACUUUCACCUGAAUAUCAACAUCGUGUUAAUGUUCAAAAUCAGACAAAAAUUUUAUGUCCACAAUGUAAAGCAUCAAAUCCAAUAAAUUUACGUACAUGUAUUAUAUGUGAAAGUAAAUUAAUGCCAAAUACAUCACCUCAAGUUCAAGCAACAGUUUCUGUACCAUUAGCACCUAAACCAACAGGUACAAUGAUGACAUGUUCAAAAUGUUUUCGUUUAAAUAAUGCUGAUGCACGUUUUUGUGAUUGGUGUGGUGCACAACCAGAAAAAUCUUCUAUGCCAAUACAAUGUACAAAAUGUCGUUCAGAAAAUGAUCCAUAUGCAAAAUUUUGUUUAACAUGUGGUUGUAUUAUUGAACCACCAUUACGUGUUAUUGAUGCACGUCUUAGAAAUGAUUUAAAUAUUUCAGCAUCAUCAGUAGUUGCUGGUACUUUAACACGUCCUACAACUGGUACAAAAUGGUUGAAUGCUAAUGCAACAUUUAGUAAUUAUCGUCAACCUUAUUUAAUAACAAAAAGUGAAAUUGCAACACAAACACAUGGAAUUUAUUAUCCAAGUGCAAAAGAAAUUGAUAUUUUAGUUGCACAAAAUAAACAAUUACAAGCUGAUAGAGAAUUUAAAGAACGUCGACCAAUAUUAACAGCUGUUAGUCCUGGAAAAGGAUAUUGGAGACAACAAAUGGAUCACAUUUGUGCACAUUUAAAAGCAUAUGCUGUUAAUCGACCUGAUUUUCGAUCACUAAUUGGUGAACCUCGUAUGAGUAAAAUGAUUCAUGCAACAGUACAUGAAAAUGAAUAUCAAGUAACAAUUCAAGCUGUAUUUCGUAAACCAGAAAAUCUUUCACAAUCAGCUUUUUAUAUUGAUGAAACACAUGGACAAUAUGCAAUGAAUAGUGAACGAAGUUCAACAUUUUCUAGUACAUUUAAUUCCGAUGAUGAAUAUACUAGAGAAAAAACUCAAUUGAAAAAAACUAGAAAACGUCCUAGAAAACGACCACAAUCAGCUAGUGCUACUGGCCAUGAUAGUCAACCAAAUCGUGCCUUACUUAAAUUACUUGAAAGAAAAAUUGGUGAUGAUACUAAAAAAUCAUCAAUUCAUAUUGAUAUAUUACAAGAAGUAAAACAAUUAAUAAAAGAAGGUGCUGAUGGUAAUUUACGUAAUAAAGAAGGUUUUACUGUUCUUCAAUUGGCUGUACGUAAUCGUCAUAAUGAAUGUUUAGAAACACUUAUUAAAGAUGGUAAAGCUAAAUUAGAUCUAAGAGGACCAAAAGGUAAUACAGCUUUACAUGAAUGUUGUUUUUUUGGAUACGAUGGUAUUGAACCAUUAAAAAUUCUUUUAAAAAAUGGUGGUGAAUUAACAUGGAUGAAUGAUAGAAAAGAAAGUGUUAUUGAUGUUGCAACAAAACAAAAUUGUCCAGAAUUAAUGCAAAUUAUUGCAUCACAUUGUGGUCAACAAAUGAUUGAUCGACAAAUGAAAAUCUAUAAUAAUCAUCAUAAUCAUCCUUAUGAUAGUCAUGCACGAACAACAACUGUCGAUGGUCAUCGUUCAUCAUAG